Anolis carolinensis (green anole) is the source of this 8276-nucleotide messenger RNA. It is a transcript of the gene nktr, whose product is annotated as natural killer cell triggering receptor. The transcript is spliced from 11 exons. Lineage: Eukaryota; Metazoa; Chordata; Lepidosauria; Squamata; Anolidae. Bases 3139 to 7155 code for a protein of 1338 amino acids. Gene Ontology annotation, molecular function: peptidyl-prolyl cis-trans isomerase activity. Gene Ontology annotation, biological process: protein folding; protein peptidyl-prolyl isomerization. The record is from RefSeq and is a predicted model, not a curated record.
GCAGCCUAGCCUCAUUCUCUCAACUUGGAAAAUGUAAGGUGUUAUUUCAUGAAACAGUAUUGAAUUUAUUUGUGAAAUUGUAGAAAUGGGAGAACCCUUUCAAGGGCUCCAGAAGCAACAUUUUCUAAGCAACUCUACCUUAGGAAAUUGUGAAACUUUUGAAAAAUGGUGGGAUGGGUCGUCAUUGUCUUGUGUACUUAUUCCAUUAAUACGAUAGACUUCCUGUUAGUGGAAAAAACAUUGAUUGUUCAAAAUACCUACCACUUGCUUUGAACAUUGCUCAAAUGAAAAGUUUCAAGCUUAUUGAAUCCCUAAAGCAGGGGUUCCCAAACUAAGGCCUGUGGGCCGGAUGUGGCCCUCCAAGGUCAUUGACCUGGCCCCCGCCCUCAGUUUUAGACUUAGCCUUGCCCAAAGUCUGAAAUGACUUGAAGGCACACAACAACAACAAUCCUAAUUAACUUGACUAUCUCAUUGGCCAGAAGCAGGUCCAUACUUCCCAUUGAAAUCCUGAUAGGUUUAUGUUGGUUAAAAUUGUUUUUAUUUUUAAAUAUUGUAUUGUUCUUUCAUUGUUGUUGGGGUUUUUCUUGCACUACAAAUAAGACACGUGCAGUGUGCAUAGGAAUGUGUUUGUAUUUUUUCCCCAAAUGAUAAUUUGACCCCUCAACAGUCUGAAGGAUUGUGGACCGGCCCUCUGCUUAAAAAGUUUGAGGACCCCUGCCCUAAAGUAUGAAUAUUUUAGGGAAGCAAGUCACAAUUUACAAUGUUUAUUGCUCCAGCUGCUCAGGUGUACUGCACAUUUUUGUCUCCCUCAAUGUCUGUUGAUUUUUUUUACGUAUUUUUGAUUGUGUAAUGAAAGUACAUUAACUAUGCAAGUAAGUGGACAUUUUUUUAAAUGGUGAUAUUCUCAGAACUAUAAUGGAAUGGUUAGCAUUUGGUAUUUCAGUUACUAUUUGGAGUUGUUUUUUACUGUACUGCUGGUAAUGUCUUGGAACUUCUAAUGAAGCUUUUCUCUUCUGUAGCAUCUGCUGUAGUUUAAAAUAUGCCAAUUCCAUCACAAUAUGCUUUUCAUUGAUCUUCACACCUGUUUCUAUUUUAUAAUUAUGAGAACUAAGGGGAGGGACAUGCUACUAGUUUUACAGUGCAUUCACAGCUGGAAUAAUGCUUGAAUUUGUGAGCUGGAGUCCCCAAACCCCUACCUAUGGAAGUGCAUUAGUGGAAUGUUUAUCCGCUUUACCAAAAGUGUAUUUAUAGAUUAUUUGGGCUUCCUGUUGCACAUGUAGUUAGACUCAACUGUAAGCCUUGCAGCAUAGUGAAUUAACUAUACAGGAAACAACUCUUGGUGAGUUACUGUUUGGUUACCAUUCUGGUCCUUGUUUGAAUGUUCUUUGGUGUUUGGGAUACUUAAGCAUGUGUUUAAUGUCCAUUGUAUAGUAUGUUUAUUUUUGUGAAAGAUAUGCCCAUGCCUCAAAUGUGAUACUGCCUAGGUUUUCAAGACACCUAAUGAAAUGGACCACUUUUGUUCCCCAAUCCUAAGUUUGAGCAGUACAAAGUCCUGUUUCACUGAGAUAUUCAUAAACAUAUUUCCAAUCCCCAUAUAAAGAGUGUCACUGCCACCUAGAGCUUCCACAUCCCCAAAAUACUCCGUAAUGCCCCCCAUGUGCUUUAGGGGGUCUGGAAGGCAGCUAUCAUUGUUGUUGUUGUUACUUUCCAAGAUGGACAAACCCAACAUGUUCCAAUCUUGUAUAAGUUAAAGCAGGUGAAAAUAAAACAGGUAAUCUCUGCCAAGGCUGCCACAUCAGCUUUGGAUUUUAAUGAGGCUGCCAAGAAACGUGCAUCCAAGAGCUGUGGUUCCCUAAUAAUAAACUUCCGGAGUGAUGGAGGUAAAACUUAUAGGACUAUUUUAUUUAUAUACACAAAUGCCAAAUAGGCUUAGAAGGAUCUUUUGUUCUUUGUUUUUGGUUUACAUUUUAAAUUUGUGUUUUUUGUUUUUUAUUGUAUGUAAUCUAAUCUAACAAAAUGGUAACAGAUAGGUCUUCUCCCUCCCCCAAGUCACAAAUAUUUGCAGAUUACUUCCCUGUCAGUCCUGUUACUGAUAAAUCAUCCUCUACUCUUUUGUCUAAUUUUUAAAAUAAUGGACAUUAUUUUGAUUUCCAUCUGUACCUUUUUAAUAAAAAAGUCAGUUUUGCUGAAAAAUUCUCAUACAAAGUAAGUUUGGAGAGAUGAGAAAUAGGAGGGGAUCUUUAAUAACUAUUUUAUAUUCUUGUUUUUUUGCUAAAACAGUACUCUGAGUGGUAUAAGGAAGAGCCACAUGUGUUAUAUUUGGUUUGUAAUUUUCCCUGCAUAACCUGUACCUUAAGAUUUCUAAAGUAGCAUUUACAUCUAGUUAGUCAAGGGGAAUUUUCUUGAACAGAUUUAAACCGAUUGGACACAUAAACUCUGAGUGUAAUUAAUUCACCUGUGAUUUCAGUAGAGCCUUCCUGCAAAUGAGUUCGGAAGUAAUUGUGAUGUUUAUAAUCUUCUCCCCCCUCCCAAAAUGUUUUUGGAAUGUUUGAAAGACAGUCUGGUUCUAUGAUAUUUUUUCCAGCAUUGACCUAACUACUAAAUGUCUGCAGCAGUGUCUAUGCAUCAUUCUUUGAUGAAAUAUUUCGUAAUUCAUCUGCAAACCCAGAACGCUAGUGAGAGAUGAACUGGUUUGAAGAGAUGGAUUUUAUACAUUUCUUUGGCUGAUAUGCUUGACUGUGAAAAACGUAUUAUGUAUAGAGAUAAUAAUUUUAUCUGUUCGUAUUUUAUUAUGAUUGAGUUAGUUUAAAGAACCAGAUUGCAGUUACAUGCGAUGUGCAAUAAAUGAAAUAUGUCCAGUUCCUGCCAUGAUGAAACUGAGAUGUCGGUUUAUUUGUCCUGCAUGCAUUUCAUCUAAAUUAAAGGAAAGAAAAACUUAAAAUGUGGUUUUGUGUUGUAAUGUUUAUUAUUUGCUUUAAAAUGUAAUCUAGUCCCUGCAUUUAGUAUGGACACAAGGUUUCUGCGUAAAUCUAACUGUUACAUUUUUUUCUCCCUUUAUUUUUUUGUUUGUAUCAUUCUGCCUUUUUACCUCCUCAUCUGAACACCUGAUUUCCCCCCCAAAUAAACAUCUCUUCAUGCAUGUUGGUGUUAAGCAGAACCACAAAGCCUGCUCCUCAUCUUGAUGGCGUUCAUGUUGUUUUUGGAUUGGUGAUUUCUGGCUUUGAAGCGAUAGAACAAAUAGAAAAUCUGAAAACUGAUACUGCCAGUAGGCCGUACGCUGAUGUGCGAGUCAUUGACUGUGGAGUGCUGGUGACAAAACCAGCCAAGGAUGUGCUAGAGAAGAAGAGGAAGGUCUCUCCCAACUCGGAAGUAUCAGACUCCUCCUCCAGCAGUUCCUCUACUUCAUCGGACUCCUCAUCUGACAGUGAAUCGGAAAAUGAGAGAAGUAGAAAAAGGAAACGGAAGAGAAGAACCAAAGCAAAACAAUCACGGAAGCGAAGAAAGGAAGAGAAGAAGAAAGAGGAACCCAAGAACAAACAGAUAUCAAGACAAAAAAGCCAUUCUGACAGAAGUGAAGCAAAUGAAAAAUCAGUGGACUCAAAUGCAAAAAGGGACAAACCGGUUGUCCGUCCUGAAGAAAUUCCUCCAGUGCCUGAAAACAGGUUUUUGCUUAGGAGAGAUGCACCAACUACAAGUGCAGAGCCUGAGCCGAAGCCCCCUGAUGUAGCACCAGUUUUGACUGACCAGAAGCCCUCAGUGUCUAAAUCUGGAAGAAAAAUCAGAGGGAGAGGCACAAUACGAUACCACACGCCGCCUCGUUCUCGCUCCUGUUCGGAGUCUGGCAAUGAUGGGAGCAGCGAAACGCCUCCCCACUGGAAAGAAGAGAUGCAGAGAUUGAGAGCCUACAGGCCGCCUAGCGGGGAAAAGUGGAGCAAAGGGGACAAGUUGACUGACCCAGGGAAGUGGGAUGAAAGAAGUCUGUCGCAGAGGUCAAGGUCUUGGUCCCAUAAUGGCUAUUCAGACCCAAGCAGUGCAAAAUAUAGCAGCCAGCACAGAAAACACCGGAAAGAGAAAAAGGCAAAGCACAAAAAGAAGGCGAAGAAGCAAAAACAUUUAAAGAAGCGCAAGCAGGUUAAAAAGAAGAGAUUAUCACCUUCAUCAGAUAUGGACUCUUCUCAUUCCUCUACGAGAAGGACAAAAUCCUCUUACGAUCAGGAGCAAGGGUCUCACUCCUCUUCAUUGACUUCAAGGGGCGACUCCUCUAGAAGACGCUGGUCUAAAUCCGAGAGAGAUAAGCAAAGCUCUCCAUCUCUGUCAAGCAGAGAUUCCCAGUCAUACUGUAGAUCCAGAUCCAAGUCUGGAUCUCGGUCCAGGUCUUAUUCCAGAAGAAGUUCUAGAUCAAGAUCUAAGUCUUCUCCGUCUAGGAGCGGGUCCAGGACCGGGUCUAGUUCUGCCUCUAAGCAUCCGAAGACCGCAUCCACUCCACCCAAAAAUGUCUCUCAUUUCAAUGAGUGUAAGCCAGCCAAGGUAGAGCCUGCAAGGACAGCGCUGCCCCAAAACGAUAAAGUUGUGAUUCCGCCUGUUGUUGCCGAAAGCGUUCCAGUUAUACCCCUCAGCGACAGCCCUCCUCCUUCCAGGUGGAAACCUGGGCAAAAGCCAUGGAAACCGUCCUAUGAGCGAAUCCAGGAAAUCAAAGCAAAGACCACUCACAUCAUACCCGCUCCAGCAACUUACAGUUUAAUAGGUACCAACGAUCCUGGCACCUCCUCUUCAUAUCAUAAGCGAGAAAAGAGUUCAGAUAGUGAGCAGAGCAGUUACUCCAAAAACCGGAGUAACAGAAGCUCAGGCAGUUGGCAGAGAUCAAGGAGCAGGACAACUCGAAGUAGAAGCUACUCCAAGUCUUCCUCCAGGUCGAGAAGUCCGUCCAGUUCGAGAUCCCGGUCGACAACCAGAUCCCAUUCAGUGAAUAAAUCCCCCAGUGACCAGUCUUGCUACAGUGGUUCGUCGUCUUACUUUUCUUUAAGUGAAGAUGACAGACAGAAAAGCAAACUAAAGUCUGAAUAUAGGGAGAAACAUUUACAGCUGGAAAAGAAAAGGCAAAGUAGUUCUGAAAGCACACUUCCCUAUGCAAAAGACAUGGCUUCUCAGAAGCAUGAGAGCAGAUCUUCAUCAGUUUUCUCCACAGACAGUGAGCCAUUGGUUAAGCCACAGUCAUCAACUCAAGAAAAGGGACAAUUGGAUUCAGAAAAAUCUAAUCGGAAGCGAAAAAGAAGCAGCUCAGCUUAUGAUGGAGAUGAAAAGAAGACUAGGACUGAGUGGAGCAGUAAUCACUCCAAAGGGAGAGCUUUGAAAGAGAAAUCUGAAUCUCCAAGAAGCGCUAAAAAGGCAAAAAGGAAAACACAUGCUGGCGGUAAGUGGGACUCUGAAUCAAAUUCAGAAGGAGGUGGGAUCAGAAGCAGUAAAGAAGAGUCAAGAUUGUCUUCCAGCAAGGAGGAAGGUGAAGCCUCCUCAGAUUCAGACACAGACCUCAGCCUGGCCAAAGGCAAGGCAAAGCUAGCAUCUAAUUCUGAGGCACCAAAGGCAAGCAAGCAGUCCUCCCUAUCGGGGACAGAGAGCUCCCAUUCCCCUUCAGGCAUCCGGGGGAAAUCGAGAAAGCAAAAGCACAGCUCCAAGAAGAAUCCGAAGAAAGCGCAUUCCAAAAAGGCCAAAGAGAAGUCCAAGGGUAAAAAAGAGAAGAAGCAUAAGGCUCAAAAGCAAAAGGAAACGUUUCAUUGGCAGCCUCCCUUGGAGUUUGGUGAGGAGGAAGAGGAGGAGGAGGACGUUAUUGCCAAGCCAAGCACUAAGGAAGGGAGAGAGAAGCAGGUCUCAAUGGAUCUUAGAGAUAAAAAUCAAGAGCAGGAUUCAGAAAAUGACAAAAUGGUCAAAGACCAAGCAAAGGGUGACGAAAAGCUCCAUGAAGAGAAUAUACCAUUGGAUAAAGCUGGAGGGCAUAUGUCACCUGCCAGUCAGCCUAGUAAAAGUAACGAGGAGCCGUCUACGUCGGCUCAGGCUCUAAAGGCAGACCGAAACAUGGCUGGAUCGAAAACUCCCGACGGCACAGCGGCAAAGAGAGAGAAUGAGGUAGAUGUGACCCAAAUAGACGACAUGGAGAUCUGUACUCCAGAACAUAAUUCCCCUUUAAAGGUUGAUGUGGACCUUUCCCCAGUUACUCUCAAGAUAAACCUCCAGGAGGUAAAAGCGAGUAAGAAUGUAGAUGUCCACAAUCAUUCUGAAGCAAGAAGUGCAAAGCAAAGAGUCAAUGGUAAAGACUCCACUGACACCAAAGAAGACAACAGAGAAAAAGACAAGCACAAAUCUAAACCAAGCACAUCGAUUGCGAGUACGGUCAGUGCACCGAAGCCCGAAAUGUCUGACGGCGCCCAAAGUAGCUCAGCGGAUAAUAAGUGGAAGCCAUUGCAGGGUGCAGGGAAUCUCCAGCUGCCUGCUGCCGUUGCCUCUACCAGUUCUUCGGAAGUCAAAAAUCUACCCUCAUCAUCUGAAUCAAAACCGCAAGGGUUAAGGAUAGAAAUCAAGAGCAAAAACAAAAUUAGACCAGGCUCUCUGUUUGAUGAAGUAAGGAAGACGGCCCGGCUUAAUCGGAGACCAAGAAACCACGAAAGUUCCAGUGAGGAGGAUUCAGCCGAGCGAGAGAACAGCCAGUCCAGAAGCCGCAGCCGGUCGCGGAGCAAGUCAGAACCCAAAUCCCGGCACCGAACCAGAUCCCUUUCCUACAGUCACUCAAGAAGUCGGUCAAGGAGCUCUACGGACUCAUAUAGGUCACGGAGCUACACACGAAGCCGGAGCAGAGGUUGGUACAGCCGAGGUCGCACAAGAAGCCGUAGCAGUUCCUAUAACAGUUGCAGAAGUAAUAGUCGAACCUACAGCAGAAGUCGGUCCAGAAGCAGUUCCUAUGAUCACCGUAGUCGAUCAAGCAGGUCUUAUACCUAUGACAGUUAUUACAGCAGGAGUCGCAGUCGAAGCCGAAGCAAAAGGAGUGACAGUUAUCAUAGAUCUCGCAGUUAUGACCGACGAUCCAGAUCCUACGGUUCCGACAGUGAAAGCGACCGCAGUUACUCUAACAACCGAAGCCCCAGCGAAAGCAGUAGAUAUAGCUGAAAAGCCUCCAGAGGGUUUUCUUUUUUGUAUAACUCAAGAAACUGCCCCUUCUGAGUAAAAUUAAGAGGUGUCAUGAUGGGAAGCCUCAUGUAAAGCACAGCUUUUCUUGGUACUGUUUUCCUGGGCCACGAGGUUGUAUUUAUAUGAAUUGAAUAAGCAGGUAAACCUUGUGUUUUGAGAGAUAGGCACGUCUCCUAUACCAAAGUAAUAUCUCGGCCUCUUCUGAAUAUAAAUAUCAACCAUGAAGCUGUGAAGGAGAGUCCAAUUAGAAGCCUGCCUGCUGCAGAGUUACAUGAAACAAUGCUGUAUCUUGUACAUAAGUAAUAAAAUCCUGUGCCCUAAACGAAUACAGGGAAUCAGGUGCGACAAUUGCGGUUUCUCAUCUGUACCUUACAGCUAUAGGUGAGACAUGUAUAUAAAGUACUUAGGUUCAGGUGCUAGCCCUGUAGCUCUUACUUGAACAAAUUGAAACAUGCAUAUGCAAGACUCCAAAAACGACAUCAGACUGUUCCAUGUCAAUUCUGUUUCCAUGUUGAUAACAGCCUAGUUGCCUCCUGAGUUGGUAAAAAGUUGGUCUAAAAGUCCUUUGGAUGCAUUUAAUCGUAUCUUCCCGUCUUUCAGCACCGGAUAUACUUUUACCGGUGACCUGUCCAUCUUCCAAUGUAUUUUUGUCCUGAUUUUGCCAGAUUUUAUACUGAAGCUAUGGAUUCAGAGUAAGACCAUUUCUGUGUGUGUUACCAAAAAGAGUCUGCAAAUUGUCUAUAUUUCGUGUCUGUUUUUCAAGAUUCCCUUUUCAGUCCAUAAGUACUGAGUUUUCUUUGGGAUUGCGAUCCAGCAGAUAAAAAUCCAUUUGUAAAGUUCAGUGUAUGCGAACAAACCUGUUACAGUAUAUGAAAAAUGACCUUUUUUUUAAACAGCAGAAACAGUGCAUCAGGAAUGAAAUACUGCCUGUAAAUCUAUUGCUGAUAUUGAAUUUUGUUAACUUUCUAUGAUUUGGGGAGGCUGUACAUUUCAUAAAUGUUUUAAAAAAAGGUAUGUUUUUGUCCCAGUCCAAAAGCUGUACAUUUAAAAGGCAUUUUUUUUCCUUCGAUGCAAUUAAAAUAUGAAGCAUUUAAAUAUUA